GCGAUCGUUCUCCUCCAACAUUCCCGGCCGCCGCCGUCGCUUGUCGCUUCCAUACCCCGUCGAGAAUCCGCCGCCACCUACGCGGCCGCGGCCAUGAGCUCCACCGCCGCCGUGCCCCUUAAUCGCCGCAUUCGCAGCCGGCCGCCGUCGGUCGGGUCCUCUCGCAGGUCCGAUGAUCCCACGGCCGGCGCCGCCGCCACCACCGCCACCGCCAACGGCAACGGCAAAGUCUCCACCAGGCCACCCACCCCCGACCACGCCCCAGGGGAGAGGACGGUCAAGAAGCUGCGGCUGUCCAAGGCGCUGACGAUCCCGGAGGGGACCACGGUCUCCGAGGCGUGCCGAAGGAUGGCGGCGAGGCGGGUCGACGCCGUGCUGCUCACCGACGCCGGUGGCCUGCUCUCCGGCAUCGUCACCGACAAGGACAUAGCUACAAGGGUCAUUGCCGAGGGGCUGCGGGUUGAGCAAACAAUAAUCUCCAAGAUUAUGACAAGGAACCCUUUAUAUGUCACGGGGGACACACCUGCUAUUGAGGCACUGCAGAAAAUGGUCCAAGGAAAAUUUAGACACCUUCCAGUUGUGGAAAAUGGUGAGGUUAUUGCGAUGCUGGACAUUGCAAAAUGCCUCUACGAUGCAAUAUCAAGAUUAGAAAAGGCAGCAGAGCAAGGAAGUGCACUAGCAGCUGCUGUAGAAGGGGUUGAGCGCCAGUUAGGUGGCAACGUCUCAGGUCCACAAAAUGUCAUAGAGACUCUGAGAGAACGGAUGUUUAAACCUUCUUUGUCGACCAUUAUCACAGAGAACACAAAAGUAGCAACUGUUUCCCUUUCGGAUCCUGUUUGCGUAGCAACACGGAAAAUGCGUGAGUUACGAGUUAAUUCAGUCAUUGUUACUGCUGGAAAUGCGCUUCAUGGGAUCUUUACCUCAAAGGAUGUGCUGAUGCGUGUUGUGGCCCAAAAUCUUUCUCCUCAGUUAACUCUAGUAGAAAAGGUAAUGACUGCACACCCCGACUGUGCUACAUUGGACACAACAAUCCUUGAUGCACUACAUAUCAUGCAUGAUGGCAAAUUCUUGCAUAUUCCUGUUCUUGAUGGAGAUGGGCAGGUUGCUGCUUGUUUGGACGUUCUGCAAAUUACCCAUGCUGCCAUUUCAAUGGUUGAAGGAGGUCCUGGUGCUGCAAAUGAUGUGGCAAACACGAUAAUGCAGAAAUUCUGGGACUCUGCACUUGCUCUAGAACCUCCAGAUGAGGAUUUUGAUAGUCACAGCGAAUUAUCUUUAGUGAUGCCAUCAGAUGCCAGGGAUGGCAGGAGUAGUAUUUAUCCUCCUGCUGUUGAUAAUUCAUUUGUCUUUAAGCUUCAGGACAAGAAGGGACGUAUGCAUAGAUUUACUUGUGGCUCUGAGAGUUUAGAUGAGCUGAUGUCUUCUGUAAUCCAAAGGUUAGGCAUGGGUGAUGAGAAGAGUGUGAUUCAACUGUUGUAUGAAGAUGAUGAAGGCGACAAGGUGCUGUUGACAACCAAUUCUGAUCUUACUGGUGCUGUGUUGUAUGCGAAAUCAUCUGGAUUGAAGGCCUUGAGGUUGCAUAUGGACGACUCAGAUUCCAGCAAUGAAGUAACACAGCCAUUGCCAGAGCUGGCAUCACCAUCCCAUGGAAGUCAGUCGAUGCAUGUUCAUUAUGGAUUGAUGGCUUGUGCGAUUGCUCUGACAGGGGUAGCUGUGAUAGUUUACUUGAGACACUCAAAAGCUUGAACUUCUGGAGAACAAAGACUUUUGCAAAGCUAUAUAUAUACCACUAAUACGCAUAGAAGGAUCACACAUUUUGGCUCAUGAGAAGGGUAAUAGUGAAGUAAUCAUGGGCUGAUAACGAUAUACACUCGAUUACAUUGUUGGUCCAAGAGAAAUAUGCUGACUAUGACUGUCAUGUUCUCCAGUUAACUGAAGUCAGUUCUUAUGGUGGGAGGGAAGCCUAUCAUAUGGUAUUUCCCGUUCAUUUUUUACAAGUACCCACAGUUUCAUGAUGCGGUGAAAUAUGUAACCCUUAUGGUUGGUAACCAUGAAUUCAGUGAUGUCUCAAGUAAUCCUGUAACCAUGUAUAUGCGUCUCUGAGCAAGAAAACCAAGAAUGAAUCUCGCCUAUGUGGUGAUCAGAUCCCAAAUUGAGAUUCUUUGGUCUUCAACUUUUCACAAGAAUACGCAGUUUUUUCACUAUUUUGGUGAAACAUGAGGUUGUUCCUACUAUUUAUAGAUAAUCACAUAUUCAGCGGCCGUGCAGCAAGUAAAAUAUCAUCUGGAAUGCUGUAUUACCAUGUGUGCAUCUGUGACUAUGAAACCUAGAGUGAAACUCCCCUAUGUUGCCCUGCUGUUUUA
Molecule: messenger RNA, 2360 nt
Organism: Sorghum bicolor (sorghum)
Lineage: Eukaryota; Viridiplantae; Streptophyta; Magnoliopsida; Poales; Poaceae
Product: CBS domain-containing protein CBSCBSPB3
Exons: 14
Coding region: 94-1743 (549 amino acids)
Molecular function (GO): protein binding
Source: RefSeq, a predicted model, not a curated record